Tigriopus californicus is the source of this 885-nucleotide messenger RNA. RefSeq lists its product as uncharacterized. The coding region runs from base 1 to 885 and encodes 294 amino acids. Lineage: Eukaryota; Metazoa; Arthropoda; Copepoda; Harpacticoida; Harpacticidae. The transcript has a single exon. Gene Ontology annotation, biological process: DNA integration. Gene Ontology annotation, molecular function: nucleic acid binding. The record is from RefSeq and is a predicted model, not a curated record.
AUGUCAGGGGAUCAGAUCCCUCCUUUCAAAAGUGUCUGGUCCAAUUUAUCGAUUCAAGACGGUCUUGCUUAUGUGGGAUUCCGUGUGGUAGUUCCACAUGCUCUCAGACUUGAAGUCCUGGCCAAACUGCACGCUGGACACCAAGGUAUCGAUUGCACACGUCGAUUGGCUCGCCAAUCGGUUUUCUGGCCCGGUCUCAACAACGAGAUAAAAAAAUAUGGUCUUUGUCAACAAUCCCGUCCGGACCAACAAAAUGAACCUCCCGCUGCAGAUCCCAUUCCAUCUCGUCCCAUGGACGAAGUUCAUAUGGACCUCUUUGAGAUGGAAGGAAAUUUUUACCUGGCUGCUGUUGAUCGCUACACAGGAUUCCCAUUUCUUCAUCACUGGCCUCGUUGUCCCUCAUCCCCUCAAGUGUUUAUUGCUUUGACUUCAAUUUUUUUCCUCUUUGGAUCUCCACGAGGGAUACGAUCGGACAACGGCCCGCAAUUUUCCUCUAUUGAAUUCAAAAAGUUUUUGUCUCGUUGGAACAUCAUGUGGAAAUCAAGUUCCCUGUACAAUCCGCAAUCCAAUGGGUUGACAGAACGCACAGUCAAGACCCUGAAGGACACCUUGCGACGCCUUCAGCCCCACACGAUCCAUUCAACGGCCGUCUAUGAAGCCCUCCUCUCUCUAAGGAAUACUCCUCGCCCUGAUGGAGUUCCUCCAGCUUAUUGCAUGUUUCAUCGCAUUUUGCGGCCCCAAAUCCCGACUAAUAUGCUUGAUCGCAACUUGGAUCUAGACCAAGCUAAUUCUUGCCGGGCUAUUCAAAGCCAAAAGCUCAUCAACGCCAAGAACAACAUACAAAAUCCCUACAUCCUCUUAUCCAAGGUCAAUCAGUAUUUAUAA